AUGGGUAGGGUGGAGGAAGGACCCCCUGUCGAUGAGGCCUCUGCGCGACCUGAAGAAGACAUGAGGGUGUCAUCUCCUGCGUCGGGGACAUCCAACGCCACUAUCCCUGCCUCUCCCUACCACCCAAGGCUUCUGUUCCCCCAGGAAACACCUCCAGAGCCAAAACGGAAGAGGAGCAAGAAGGCUGAUCCUCAAAUAUCGCCUUAUGAGAGAGAGCUGCUCUCUGCACUCCAGCAGAACUCUCAGGGCUCACCACAGAAAUCAGAGGAUCAGCUGUUUGCGGACACAGUGGUCAGUCAGGACACUGGUGCAGCGGUCAGUCAGGACACUGGUGCAGCGGUCAGUCAGGACACUGGUGCAGCAGUGGUCAGUCAGGACACUGGUGCAGCGGUCAGUCAGGACACUGGUGCAGCGGUCAGUCAGGACACUGGUGCAGAGGUCAGUCAGGACACUGGUGCAGAGGUCAGUCAGGACACUGGUGCAGCGGUCAGUCAGGACACUGGUGCAGUGGUCAGUCAGGACACUGGUGCAGCGGUCAGUCAGGACACUGGUGCAGCAGUGGUCAGUCAGGACACUGGUGCAGUGGUCAGUCAGGACACUGGUGCAGCGGUCAGUCAGGACACUGGUGCAGCAGUGGUCAGUCAGGACACUGGUGCAGGGGUCAGUCAGGACACUGGUGCAGCGGUCAGUCAGGACACUGGUGCAGAGGUCAGUCAGGACACUGGUGCAGCGGUCAGUCAGGACACUGGUGCAGCGGUCAGUCAGGACACUGGUGCAGCAGUGGUCAGUCAGGACACUGGUGCAGCAGUGGUCAGUCAGGACACUGGUGCAGAGGUCAGUCAGGACACUGGUGCAGUAGUCAGUCAGGACACUGGUGCAGCGGUCAGUCAGGACACUGGUGCAGCAGUGGUCAGUCAGGACACUGGUGCAGUGGUCAGUCAGGACACUGGUGCAGAGGUCAGUCAGGACACUGGUGCAGCGGUCAGUCAGGACACUGGUGCAGUGGUCAGUCAGGACACUGGUGCAGCGGUCAGUCAGGAGUCAGGACACUGGUGCAGCGCGGUCAGUCAGGACACUGGUGCAGCGGUGGUCAGUCAGGACACUGGUGCAGCGGUCAGUCAGGACACUGAUGCAGCGGUCAGUCAGGACACUGGUGCAGCGGUCAGUCAGGACACUGGUGCAGCGGUCAGUCAGGAUACUGGUGCAGCGGCCUGUGGAACAUGUGGAGCCAAAGCAGCUUACGGACUCGUCUUCAUUAUCAACUUCGAUCAGUGGCUGGCUGUCCCUGUCCCCCAUGUCACCUCUGAGCACGGGGACCAGCCGCUCCUUCCAAUCGAUGGGACACUCGGCACAGAUUACCAGGCCAUUGAGCUGGAGGUGUUAGCCGGGGAGGCAGGGGCCGUGAUCGAUGAGGCCCGCUCGUAUGGACUCUCUGGGAUCUUGUGGGGCCCCCGGAGCCGCUCUCUCUCUGCAGGCGGUCAACACCUUGUUAUACGAGCUUCACCAGCAGAGGGCGCAGCAUACCCGUGUGUUCUCCACCGCGCCGUCUGUGGCAGAGAGGCUGGCAGGUACCAUCAACACACCAUCAACACACCCUCAACACACCAUCAACACACCAUCAACACACCAUCAACACACCAUCAACACACCAUCAACACACCAUCAACACACCCUCAACAAACCAUCAACACACCAUCACCACACCAUCAACACACCAUCAACACACCAUCACCACACCAUCAACACACCAUCACCACACCAUCAACACACCAUCAACACACCAUCACUACACCAUCACCACACCAUCAACACACCAUCAACACACCAUCACUACACCAUCACCACACCAUCAACACACCAUCACCACACCAUCAACACACCAUCAACACACCAUUACCACACCAUCACCACACCAUCACCACACCAUCAACACACCAUCACUACACCAUCACCACACCAUCACCACACCAUCAACACACCAUCAACACACCAUCACCACACCAUCAACACACCAUCAACACACCAUCAACACACCAUCAACACACCAUCACACACCAUCACCACACCAUCACCAUCACCACACCAUCACCACACCAUCAACACACCAUCACACACCAUCACCACACCACACACACCAUCACCACACCAUCAACACACCAUCACCACACCAUCACCACACCAUCACCACACCAUCAACACACCAUUACCACACCAUCACCACACCAUCAACACACCAUCACCACACCAUCAACACACCAUCACACCACACCAUCACACACACCAUCACCACACCAUCACCACACCAUCAACACACCAUCACCACACCAUCAACACACCAUCAACACACCAUCACCACACCAUCAACACACCAUCAACACACCAUCAACACACCAUCACCACACCAUCACCACACCAUCACCACACCAUCAACACACCAUCACCACACCAUUACCACACCAUCACCACACCAUCAACACACCAUCACCACACCAUCAACACACCAUCAACACACCAUCAACACACCAUCACGACACCAUCACCACACCAUCAACACACCAUCACUACACCAUCACCACACCAUCACCACACCCUCAACAAACCAUCAACACACCAUCACUACACCAUCAACACCAUCACCACAACCACACACCCUCAACAAACCAUCAACACACCAUCACCACACCAUCAACACACCAUCAACACACCCUCAACAAACCAUCAACACACCAUCACCACACAUCACAUCAACACACCAUCAACACACCAUCACCACACCAUCAACACACCAUCAACACACCAUCAACACACCAUCAACACACCAUCAACACACCAUCACACACCAUCACCACACCAUCACCACACCAUCAACACACCAUCAACACACCAUCACACACCAUCACCACACCAUCAACACACCAUCACCACACCAUCAACACACCAUCAACACACCAUUACCACACCACCAUCACCACACCAUCACCACACCAUCAACACACCAUCACUACACCAUCACCACACCAUCACCACACCAUCAACACACCAUCAACACACCAUCACCACACCAUCAACACACCACACAACACACCAUCAACACACCAUCACACACCAUCACCACACCAUCACCACACCAUCACCAUCACCACACCAUCAACACACCAUCAACACACCAUCACCACACCAUCACCACACCAUCACACACACCAUCACCACACCAUCACCCACCACACCAUCACCACACCAUCACCACACCAUCAACACACCAUCACCACACCAUCACCACACCAUCAACACACCAUCACCACACCAUCACCACACCAUCACCACACCAUCAACACACCAUCACCACACCAUCACCACACCAUCACACACCAUCACCACACCAUCAACACACCAUCAACACACCAUCAACACACCAUCACCACACCAUCAACACACCAACCACACCAUCAACACACCAUCAACACACCAUCACCACACCAUUACCACACCAUCACCACACCAUCACCACACCAUCACACACACCAUCACACACACCAUCACCACACCAUCACCACACCAUCACCACACCAUCACCACACCAUCAACACACCAUCACCACACCAUCAACACACCAUCAACACACCAUCAACACACCAUCACACACCAUCACCACACCAUCACCACACCAUCAACACACCAUCACACACCAUCACCACACCAUCACCACACCAUCACACACCCUCAACAAACCAUCAACACACCAUCACACACCAUCAACACACCAUCAACACACCCUCAACAAACCAUCAACACACCAUCACCACACCAUCAACACACCAUCAACACACCAUCAACACACCAUCAACACACCCUCAACAAACCAUCAACACACCAUCACCACACCAUCAACACACCAUCACACACACCAUCACCACACCAUCACACCAUCACCACACCAUCAACACACCAUCAACACACCAUCACCACACCAUCACCACACCAUCAACACACCAUCACCACACCAUCACCACACCAUCACCACACCAUCAACACACCAUUACCACACCAUCACCACACCAUCAACACACCAUCACCACACCAUCACACACACCAUCACCACACCAUCAACACACCAUUACCACACCAUCACCACACCAUCAACACACCAUCACCACACCAUCACCACACCAUCAACACACCAUCAACACACACCACACCACACACACCAUCAACACACCAUUACCACACCAUCAACACACCAUCAACACACCAUCACCACACCAUACCACACCAUCACCACACCAUCACCACACCAUCAACACACCAUCACCACACCAUCACCACACCAUUACCACACCAUCACCACACCAUCAACACACCAUCACCACACCAUCAACACACCAUCAACACACCAUCAACACACCAUCACGACACCAUCACCACACCAUCAACACACCAUCAACACACCAUCACUACACCAUCACCACACCAUCACCACACCCUCAACAAACCAUCAACACACCAUCACUACACCAUCAACACACCAUCAACACACCCUCAACAAACCAUCAACACACCAUCACCACACCAUCAACACACCAUCAACACACCAUCAACACACCCUCAACAAACCAUCAACACACCAUCACCACACCAUCAACACACCAUCAACACACCAUCACCACACCAUCAACACACCAUCAACACACCAUCACUACACCAUCACCACACCAUCAACACACCAUCAACACACCAUCACUACACCACCAUCACCAUCACACCAUCAACACACCAUCACCACACCAUCAACACACCAUCAACACACCAUUACCACACCAUCACCACACCAUCACCACACCAUCAACACACCAUCACUACACCAUCACCACACCAUCACCACACCCUCAACAAACCAUCAACACACCAUCACUACACCAUCAACACACCAUCAACACACACCCUCAACAAACCAUCAACACACCAUCACCACACCAUCAACACACCAUCAACACACCAUCAACACACCCUCAACAAACCAUCAACACACCAUCACCACACCAUCAACACACCAUCAACACACCAUCACCACACCAUCAACACACCAUCAACACACCAUCACUACACCAUCACCACACCAUCAACACACCAUCAACACACCAUCACUACACCAUCACCACACCAUCAACACACCAUCACCACACCAUCAACACACCAUCAACACACCAUUACCACACCAUCACCACACCAUCACCACACCAUCAACACACCAUCACUACACCAUCACCACACCAUCAACACACCAUCAACACACCAUCACUACACCAUCACCACACCAUCAACACACCAUCACUACACCAUCACCACACCAUCAACACACCAUCAACACACCAUCACUACACCAUCACCACACCAUCACCACACCAUCACACCACACCAUCACCACACCAUCACCACACCAUCACUACACCCAUCACCACACCAUCAACACACCAUCAACACACCAUCACCACACCAUCAACACACCAUCAACACACCAUCAACACACCAUCACUACACCAUCACCACACCAUCACCACACCAUCAACACACCAUCAACACACCAUAACACACCAUCACCACACCAUCACCACACCAUCAACACACCAUUACCACACCAUCACCACACCAUCAACACACCAUUACCACACCAUCACCACACCAUCAACACACCAUCACCACACCAUCAACACACCAUCACCACACCAUCACCACACCAACCACACACCACACCACACCAUCACCACACCAUCACCACACCAUCAACACACCAUUACCACACCAUCACCACACCAUCACCACACCAUCAACACACUAUUACCACACCAUCACCACACCAUCAACACACCAUCACCACACCAUCAACACAACCAUCACCACACCAUCAACACACCAUUACCACACCAUCACCACACCAUCAACACACCAUCACCACACCAUCAACACACCAUUACCACACCAUCACCACACCAUCAACACACCAUCACCACACCAUCAACACACCAUCAACACACCAUCACCACACCAUCACCACACCAUCAACACACCAUUACCACACCAUCACCACACCAUCAACACACCAUCACCACACCAUCAACACACCAUUACCACACCAUCACCACACACCAUCAACACACCAUCACCACACCAUCAACACACCAUUACCACACCAUCACCACACCAUCAACACACCAUCACCACACCAUCAACACACCAUCACCACACCAUCAACACACCAUCACCACACCAUCAACACACCAUCAACACACCAUCACCACACCAUCAACACACCAUUACCACACCAUCAACACACCAUCACCACACCAUCACCACACCAUCAACACACCAUCACCACACCAUCACCACAUCAUCAACACACCAUUACCACACCAUCACCACACCAUCACCACACCAUCAACACACCAUUACCACACCAUCACCACACCAUCAACACACCAUCAACACACCAUCACCACACCAUCAACACACCAUCAACACACCAUCACCACACCAUCAACACACCAUUACCACACCAUCAACACACCAUCAACACACCAUCACCAAACGCAAGAAUACUCACUUUUUCAUGUUUUAAUUGGACGUGAGCUGCUGUUGGAGGCUCAGUAUGGCAGUCCACAGAAGCAGCGCCGCAGCAGAACAGCUUUCUCCGUGUCACAGCUAGAGGCUCUGGAGAAGGCCUUCCAGCAGACCCAGUACCCAGACGUGAGCAUGAGAGAGAGACUGGCCCUGAGUGUGAACCUGCCUGAGGCCCGCAUCCAGGUCUGGUUUAAAAAUAGAAGAGCCAAGUUCCGUAAAGGCCAGAAGUCCUCUUCUCCACUCUCCAACGAUCUUACUUUGGACGAAGCGACUCCAAAACCCACCCUGACCUCUCAAGAAGAGCCACAAGAGACAACUGCAGCUACCUCCAAUGGCACACAUAGACACCCUUCCCUUCCUCGCAUUUCAAUGUCAGACAACAAACAUCACAUUCUGCCCUCUCUGAACUCUGAAAUCCACCAACUCAGACUGCACUACCCACCACAAUUUGCCAGUUUGGUGCAAUCACUUCCCCAGCCACAGCAGCAGCCCCUUGGGGUAAUGCUGGCGGCAGAGAUGUCCCGGGCCCCCAUGUUGUGGCCCUUUGUGAAUCCUCAGCGGCCAACCUUGGGAGCUUCCCUAAGAUCUCCCGUCUCUAAAAACUGUAGCUUCUCCAUCCACGCUCCCCCACUAAACACGGGAUACUCUCACCUAGGGCUGUGA
Molecule: messenger RNA, 7275 nt
Organism: Knipowitschia caucasica
Lineage: Eukaryota; Metazoa; Chordata; Actinopteri; Gobiiformes; Gobiidae
Source: the annotation of a GenBank genome assembly